This is a messenger RNA of Portunus trituberculatus (swimming crab), 2349 nucleotides long. RefSeq names its product probable methyltransferase-like protein 15 homolog. Gene Ontology annotation, biological process: rRNA base methylation. The transcript is spliced from 5 exons. The coding region runs from base 1 to 1212 and encodes 403 amino acids. Gene Ontology annotation, molecular function: rRNA (cytosine-N4-)-methyltransferase activity. The record is from RefSeq and is a predicted model, not a curated record. Lineage: Eukaryota; Metazoa; Arthropoda; Malacostraca; Decapoda; Portunidae.
AUGGCCGGCCACGUGUUGGUGAGGGCAUUGAGUGGUGGCCGGCUGGUGAGGAGUGCAUGCAGGAGGUGGGGGGAGCUCAGUGCCAAUAAUGAGGUGAAGUGUUUGCCAUUCAGAAGUUACUCUUUACUAGAUGAAGGGAGUCAAACUAACCAUGGCGUAGGUGGAAGUGAGUUUGUUGCACCCCGAAGUGACCCUGCCGAUGCCUCCACGCCUCGGCAUAUCCCUGUCAUGGCAGAGGAGGUGCUGGAGUUCCUGGCACCACGGGACGGCAGUGUCAUCCUGGACAUGACCUUCGGGGGCGGCGGUCACUCCCGGCGGCUGCUGGCGGCCAAUCCCGGGGUGCGGCUGGUGUGCCUGGACCGGGACCCCCUCGCCCACCGCCUGGCCCUCGCCCUGCAGGAGGAACACCCCAGGCGGGUCUUGCCUCUGCUUGGGAGGUUCAGUGAGCUGCCAACACUGCUGACAAGACUCAAGAUAAAGCGAGGGUAUUUUGACGGGGUGCUGAUGGACCUUGGUGUGUCAUCCAUGCAGUUUGGCACGGCAGAGCGUGGCUUCAUGCUGAGCCAGGAUGGCCCCUUGGACAUGCGCAUGGAUGGAGGCAGGCAGCCUGAGCAGAUCACAGCAGCAGACGUGUUGGCCCACAUCGAUGAGAACUCCCUGUACAAGGUGCUCAAGUUCUACGGGGAGGAGAAGAAUGCUCGCCUGCUGUCCCGGGGGCUGGUGGAGUCCCGCCACAUGUUCCAGCGCCUGGACACCACCCGGGGCUUGGCCACCCUGGUGUCCUCCUUGCUGGACGACACAACACGCACUGACAAGCUGGGCCGCCAUGCCCACCCAGCCACCAAGACCUUCCAGGCUCUCAGAAUUUUGGUGAACAACGAACUCAAUGAGCUGGACUAUGCCAUGCGCCUUGCCCAGUACUACCUGCGGCCCCAGGGAGUGCUGGUGGCCAUAUCCUUCCAUUCCUUGGAGGACACCAUCGUCAAGCGUCAUCUGCAAGGCGUUGACAUGGACCACACCCCGGCCACCAUCGGCUUGGGAGUGGCCAAGCACCGCACAGCCCUCUCCACUUACACCAAGGCUGAGAUAGACAGCAUCACCGCCAAGGCAUGGAAGCAACUCACCAAGCAUGUGGUCCUUCCCUCUGACGAAGAAGUGGCCAGCAACCCAAGAGCCAGGUCUGCUAAGCUGCGGCCUGCCCUCCGCCUGUAGCUGUGACGUGCUGGCUGCAGUAGAGAGUCUUGGAAAACUUAGGGAACAGGAGCAAGACACAACAGAGGUUAAGAAAUAGGACAGAGUGACUCAGGAUGUAAAUAACAGUAACUAGAACUGUGUGGGGGAGCUGGGAGUGGGUGGAACAAGAGUAAUUGCUGGCAGGGAAGAGUGGGAUGUUGCAGCCAGAGGUGUGUGUGUGUGUGUGUGUGUGUGUGUGUGUGUGUGUGUGUGUGUGUGUGUAAGUGAAUUUCUCUUUGAGGUGUAUGACAUUACCAUCCAGGAGCACUGUUCUGAAGUAUGUCAGGGUAUAUAGGUGUGGAAGUGUGGGAUGCUAUGACAGCUGUGAGUCACUUGUAAUCCCUUUCAUGCAUUACUGAGGCUUGUGUGGUCCUGCUGAAUAGGAGUCGCUACAAUGAUGACAAAAUAUCUCUCUAUCUAUAUACCAGGCUGGCAGUCCCACACAGGGCAGCCCACACACUCAUACACAAUGUUCUCGCUCUUAACCUGUCAGCUCCUGAUGGCAAGAGAUCCCUGGCCCAUCCUGCCACACACUACACAGGAACCUAGACAUAACACAGCUGGCCACAUACCUCCACAGCAAGGUCAGGCAGCAAACAAUGGCUUACACUUGAUGGACAGCCUCUUGCAGCCUUCCUCAUUUUCUUAUGCCUUGUGUUCACAAUGAGACCACUCUUUACAAAAAUACAUGUACACAUAGAAAUAGUGUUAAUGAAGUUAAUACCAUUCUUAAGACUUUUGGAAAACAAACUAAUGUAAAAGGCAAGCUUGAGAGGGUCACUGGAUCAGACUCUUGACAGGCCAUUCAAGGUAACACAAAGCAAACACAUCACCAACAUGAUCACCAAUGCUUGAGUGGGUUGGGUUGGCCUUGACUGUCUGGCUAGCACACAGUCAAUGCAGUGUUUUGUGUUGGCUGGUAAGGAAAAUGACUUUUGUUCAUUGUGAGUGUGAAGUGUGAUGCUUUUUUAGGUUGUGUUGUGUGCUGGUGUGGUCCUGGUAGCAUAGAGUCUUAGCAAGUCUAGCUAGAUAACCCAGAAGUGGUCAGUGUGUCUAUGAGAGAAGUGGUUGCAGUGCUGUUGUAAGAUACUUGUAAAUAAAAUGUGGUAUGGACUC